AUGAAGUCGUUGUCAACUAGUGAAAUCUACAAUGUUUCAUCUAAUACUUGGAGCCCGGAUACUCAAAUGUUGGUAGCUUGUGCAGGCUAUGCUGCUUCUUCAUUAUUAUCAGAGAAAGUUUUAGUAAUAGGAGGUGGUUAUAAUGAAGAUUACUUGUCUAGUUGUGAGCUGUACAAUUCAUCGUCGAACACAGAGAGCUUGGCUGCAAAUAUGUCAUCGCCUCGUGUUUACCACACCGCUUCUUUACUACCAUCAGGAAAAGUAUUAGUGGCUGGUGACUAUGGGUUAUCACUCGGUGAAGUAUAUGAUCCUCUGUUCAAUAUGUGGAAUCCAGUCAUCCACAUACUGGCAACAAAUACGCUAUAGGCAAACACUUUACUGUUUUCCGCAUCAUGUUAGUUGUAGAUGAUAUAUGUGUGUGUGCACGUACUACAUAUGAGAUUUAUCUCAUUAUCAAAUGAUAAAUCUAGACUGUGUUAAUCAUACAAUUGUGAAACGAGCACGCCGUCUUCUUUUCUAUUUGAUUUUGGGUGUGGGUUUGGAGAUGCUCUUUAUUUACAUCCACACCCACAUCCUAGUUUCAUUUCUUUCAAAAGAAUAGAUUCAUAGCUAUGUAAAUGUAAACAAUCGAGUAAUAGCUUUCUAUGGAAGCUCCAGUAGCAUAUUAUUAUAUCUUCUAAAUAAUGAAAAAGAAAGAUUGAAAACUUUAAAUUUAGAAUGGAUGAGAUCCUCAACGCUGGAGUUAUACUUUCUUGUAAAAUGAUUUUUUUUUCAUUAUUUGGAACAUAAAAUAAAGCGUUAAAAAAGAUUUCACUACAAAGCUAUUACUCGAUUAUUUACAUUUAUAUAGCAAAUGAAUUUGUUCUUUGAAAAGAAAUAAAAUCACACCAUUGUAUAACUCCUGACUUUCUACGGAUCUAUAUUACCUGGUUUCUGUUAUUUAUCGAUAAACAUUACAUUUUGCUAUUAUUUGUAAUAUUAAGACAAUGCGAAUUAUAUCUAUUCAUCGCUAAUUUUAAUGUAUUAAAAUGCUUUUUCUAAAUACUUGUAUAAUGAAGUUGAAAUAUGAGAACAAAGAACUCCGUUAAAAUGCGAUUUUCCAGACGUGUUUGAUCAUGCACAAUGCAUUGAAUAAGAGAAAAGAAAGAAUUGUUUUAACAUGUUAUUUUCAUAUUUCUGACUAUGAUCAGUCAUUUGAGGAAUAAGAUAUUAGCACUUUUUGUUAUCGUGUACAUGAAUCUUAGUCAUUAGUGUAAUGGUUUUUGCCGUUAAACUAUACUUCAUGUACAAUAUUCUCUUCGCUCUCUAUUCGUGUGUUCACAAACUGAUCUUGUAACCUGCCAUUCGUUGUUCUAUUGCGAGAUUGUUGCUUCUUUGUUUCUGUUGACUAAUGCAUGAUCAAUCUUUGCUAUAUAAGGAAAUGUAGACGAAGAAAAUUCACGACUAGAAAUAUGCAAAUAACACAUAAUACAGCAUCAUAUCGACAGGCA
Molecule: messenger RNA, 1490 nt
Organism: Rotaria sp. Silwood2
Lineage: Eukaryota; Metazoa; Rotifera; Eurotatoria; Philodinida; Philodinidae
Source: the annotation of a GenBank genome assembly